Molecule: messenger RNA, 328 nt
Organism: Saprolegnia parasitica CBS 223.65
Lineage: Eukaryota; Oomycota; Saprolegniomycetes; Saprolegniales; Saprolegniaceae
Source: the annotation of a RefSeq genome assembly
AUGCCAAGCAGCAUCCGUCUCCAGAGCCCGUCGCAGUCGCUCGACUGGGCAGAGCCGACGGCGACGGCCUGCGCGCUCUGCCAGCGCGCCUUCCACAUUCUCCGGCGCCGCCACGUCUGCCGCAUGUGCCAAGGCUCGGUGUGCAAGCACUGCUUGAGCAAGAAGCCGCCCAACUCGGUCAAACUUUCGGGUCGCUUCGCCAAGUGCUGCCACGAGUGCUCGCACCGCCGCAGCGCGCCAUCCUCACCGGCCUACGACGUGCCGUCGCCGCUGCACGCGACGGAGCGCCAGCGCCUCGCGAUGCUGCACACCGCAUUGGACGUCAUGA